Molecule: messenger RNA, 7637 nt
Organism: Plectropomus leopardus (leopard coralgrouper)
Lineage: Eukaryota; Metazoa; Chordata; Actinopteri; Perciformes; Serranidae
Gene: spats2
Product: spermatogenesis associated serine rich 2
Cellular component (GO): cytoplasm
Molecular function (GO): protein binding
Source: RefSeq, a predicted model, not a curated record
GGCGGUGCAAGCUGCGGUAACCUGUUUCCAGAAUCUACUGUUCAGUUUUCUCGCCAACAUCAAAUUUGGAUCAGCUUGGUGGAGAACAGAGAGGAAAACCUGUAUCUUUGCCUAAACGGUGGAGGCCUAAUCUGAAUCUCGUUCUUCCAACCCUCCUGCCAGUUGUGAGCCUUGGUCGCGUCUUCUCUAAUAGGAAAAAACUCAAAGUGAAAGUGACCACUCUCUGAGUUUUUGAAUACCACAAACAUAUUUGAAGCGUUAUUCAAAGUCUUGAGGAAGCACACGGCCAAGCGUUUCCUGGACAUCUCUGUGUGACAACAUGGCAAAGAAAAACAGCCAGAAAGAUACAUCAGGCGUGGUAUUUGACACUCGCUCAAAAAUGGCCAUGUCCCAGGGAGGAACAGCUGAGAGGAUGAAGGAGAAGAUCAGUGCUGUCAGGGCAGUUGUCCCCAACAAAAGUAACAAUGAGAUCGUGCUGGUUUUGCAGCAUUUUGAGAACUGUGUCGACAAGGCCGUUCAAGCUUUCUUAGAAGGUAGUGCAGUUGAGAUCCUGAAGGAGUGGAAUGUCACCGGCAAAAAGAAGCCCAAGAAGAAAAAGAAGCCCAAGCCUCAGCCCGAGGCUUCAGCAGAGCCUGCUCCGCCUGAGGCCGCGUCGCCUGAGGAGGGCAAGGAUGAGGUGAACGGCUUUCAUGCCAACGGCUCAGUAAUGGAUGGAGAGUCACUUGAUUCCCUGAGUGAACAGUUGGACUCUGCCUCCCUGGAUGCAGCUGAGCUGGACUCUGAACCCGCUACAUCCGAAACCACCGGUGCAGAAGCAGAAAGUCAAGGUAGCGCUCCAAGUCCUCCAUUACAAAAGGGAGGCAGGAAUCACCAGGCUCCCAGAGGCAACAAGAACCGACACAGGCCAGGAUUAAAUUCACAUCCACCCACUUCCACCCCAUCUCCACCCACCGCUGAUGAGCAAGGAUCGUCAGGAGUCAAGAAGAUGGCUCCCAACAUUGACCGAUCUGUGAAGGACCUGCAGAGAUGCACCGCCUCACUGACUCGAUACAGGAUGGUGGUCAAGGAGGAGAUGGACUCCUCGAUCAAGAGGAUGAAGCAAACGUUUGCUGAGCUCCAGAGCUGUUUAAUGGACAGAGAAGUGACUCUACUGGGAGAAAUGGACAAAGUGAAAGCAGAGGCCAUGGUGAUUUUGGACGCCCGACAGAAGAGAGCAGAGGAGCUCAGACGGCUGACGGACCAGUCGGCGUCCAUGUCUGAGGAGCAGCUGACUGAACUGCGUGCAGACAUAAAGCACUUUGUGAGCGAGCGUAAAUACGAUGAGGACCUUGGGAAAGCUGUAAGAUUUACAUUUGAUCUUGAACCGCUGAAGACGAGCAUUUCAGGGUUUGGAUCAGUUUACCAUCCACGUACAGGCUAUUCGAAUCGGUCUCGCUGUAGCUCCACGUCCUCUUCUGUCGCCAGCCCGAGCCUGCUGGAAACCCCUCCUCCUCCCCCGCAGACCCAAAGCGCCCCCAGUGAAAGCCGCCCUCCACCAAACAAACAGAUUUUCCAAGGCAACAGGCGUACCUUCCAGGGACAAGGCUAUCACUCGGGUCAGAGGUAUAAUGGUGGCUCCUACCAUGACAGGAACGCUGGUCGCGCCAACCACCGCUACCAGGGCGACGGUGGCUCUUCUGGUCCCUCGCAGCACUCGCACAGCUCGAGAGGUCCCCACCAUCCUUCCACGUCCUCCUACAACCAAGAGCGACCGUCUCACAACGGGCUGCCUCAAAGGCUUCCGCGGACGCACUGCCCUUGACAUUGGAAAUCCCGUACUUAAUCAAACCCAUCUCCUAAUCCUCGCACUCCCCUCCCCUCCACAUCCUCCCCCGUACUAACUCCUCUCAAUGAAGAAUAGAAUACAAGUUUACAUAUUUCCGUCAGUUGAGCUGUAGUGCCACCUCUCUACAUCAAUCCAUUCAUCCUUCAAACUUGAAAAGCUCUCACUGUUCUGUCAUCGCUCUUCCUUUUCCAUCCUGUUGAAGUAACAGCUUCUAUCUUUAGGCCCCCUUUGAGAGAUCUCAUCGCUAUGCUAUCGUCAGUCUAUGCCAUUAUUUUUCGCAGUUAAGCUGUCUGUCGGAGACUGACACGAUUUCCUGCAAAAAUUUGUGCACUAUUGAAGUUGAACUCUUAGUACUAUUUCUAUUUUUGCUGUGGCUUAUGUCAGCUCUCUGAUGUGCACCUCAGAUCCUUUUUUUUUUUUUUUCUCGUCUCCCAGAACCAUUUCAAUGCCUUCACUGUGGAAAAGCGUAGUGAAAGUGCAAAAGUAGUUCUAGCAGUAACAGAGGUUUUUGUUAUCAGGAGAGUAGACUUACAAUCAACACUACAGACUAUCGUUAAUCUUUACAAGAAGGUAAAAAAACAUAUCAAACUGUAAUCCAGAGCUUUUCAUAUGGCUGCUACAAACCAUAGGGAACAUGUUAACACUAGGACGUAGAUGUGUUUGAGAGUAUCUGUGAACACAGAAGUUGCCCUCUUAAAGAAAUAGUUUGACAUUUGAGAAAUAGCUCCUUCUGUUUCUUGCAGAGUUGGAAAAGAAGAUUGUCUCCAAGCUUGUGUCUGUGCACUAAAUAUGAAGCAGCCGUGAUGGAAAUUGAUACAAUUUCAUUGCUGUUAGCAAUUCUGCUUAUCUGUCCGAUUCUUUAUCGAUUCCCAUAUUGAAUUCUGAUCAACUUUGUGGAAAAAACUAGGCCUAUGCAGAUUUUCAGCACCAUGCAACGGUUACAUUCAUUCACUCUUUCUUCGCUCGUUUUUCUUCCCCUUUAGCACACCAAACUGACAGCAAAUCUGGCAACAACAAAAGCCGACCGUUGCGUCGCUUUACGUCGCUGUGUCUCAGCCAAAAAGCUCAUGACAACAAAGCAUAUUUACCCUGCGCCCAACCCAUCAGGGAAUAUUUCUGUUAAAGAGCUCAAUGGCUGAAGAAAAAUCGCCUUUUAUGACACGCUGGUUUCCAGCUCACUCCCACCUGACUUUAGCUCUUUGUUUACAUUCCUGGAUUCUCUUCUCGUGCGCUGAGCUGAAGGGCCAAUUAGUGAUUUCAUUUACUGCCGGGCUUCAAUGUUGAUUCAACAUGCUGAAUCAGCUGAAAAACAAAUACAUAAAUAACAAAACGACAAGAUAAAUGACACACUGCAGUAGGGCGGCAGUCAGUCACUCACCGACGGCAGAUUGUGGGCUCGGUGCGUCAGGACCGUUAAAUCGAUGAAAUGAGAGAAUUUUUUGGACGGCCUUUUUCUUUUUUUUUUUUUUUUUUUAGGUUUUCUUAAUUCAAGAAAAAAUCUAAGCCCUCCUGCGUGGCACUGAUGUCAUCUAAGCAUAUUUACUCUCAUUAACUGACGUGCUGCUCGGUUGAAAAGCAGUGGCACUUGUGCAUAAAACAGUAUUUACGUGGCAUUCCUGGAAUUUAAGCCCAUGUAGUGUAGACAGACGUUUACGCACAGUGCUGUUGUUUCCAGAAACUUGAAGUGAUUGUUUACAGACAUUACAAUCAAUCAGCACUGUCGUCUUUUUUUUUGUGUGAAGUGAAGUCACGCUUUGGGCAGUUUCGUCCUCUGAGUCAUGACUGCCACUUGUUUGACGUCAUUGUUUUGCGAUGCAGGUUUGUCAAAAUACUGAUGAAAAUUGAUACGUUUGAAGUCAUACUAUUCUGAUGAUUCGGAAAAUUUGGAGUCGGUUCUCAACUAUAACCAGCUCUCAAUUCCCCUUCCUAACCAGCAGCAGAUCAUCUUAGCACAAAAACUGGAAGUUUUUAAGACAGCUUUGAUUCCUCUCCACUCCUCCCAGCAUCUCCAAAGUUCAUUUAUUAACAUUUUCUAUCUUGUUUGUUUAUUUCAUACAAAAGCUUUAUUUACCAUUCAGAGCAAAGCGAGCUGUCCAGCUUGUUUCCGGUCUUUAUGCUAUGGUGAGCUAAUCAGCUGGUGGCUGUAGUUUUAUAUUUACCACACAGACAUGACAAAGGUGUCAAUGUUCUCAUGUAAGUCUCUGCAAGAAAGAGCAUUUCCCAAAACGUCCAUCUUUUUCCUUGAAAUAUUGCCUAAGGCAGUGAUGUAUCGCCCUCCCACUGGCCAACACUCAUCAUGUGUGCUGUCGCUGGCUCGCUGUCCAUUAUUUUAUAACAAAGAGAGGGCUCAUUACCUUUUGUAGAAUACUGUUUAAUGAUAUGUUGAAACUCACGACAAAGGAAACUGUCCACAUGCUGUUCUAUAUUUAGUCCUUGACAUUUAUUCGGAUGGAUUUUCUUCUUUGUGUUGUGUUGUUGUUAUAUGCACACAGACGGCAUAUUAAUGACUUGCUUGCCUUUAGUCACAGAAGGACUUCACAUUUGCCUUUCUAGAGACACGGAUGUCUGCAUCGCGACGGCUUUCUUAAUAGACGGUACUUGUAGAGCGGACGUGCGAUUUAUAAAUACAUGUAUGAGAAUUAGAUCUUUUCUUCCCCUUUUUUUAAAUUCACUCUGUCCCGUCUGUGAAAGUAAAACUGAUCAAACUGAUGAAUGCGUUGGAAGGUUGCGUUGAUUUCACAGACUUUCUUUUUGUACGGCUGCCAAGUCGACGCUUUAAGGCUGUUUGUUGUCGGGGUCAUCGUAGUGUCCACAGCUUGUGAAGAAAAAGCUGGUGAUUACCUCAUUGCUGAUGUUUUGACACGGCCUGUUUUCAAACCAUUUGGGCUCUUAUUUAAAGGGACAGGGACCCCUCUGUGAUUCCUCGUCUCUUCUUGUUAUGUACAUACAGUAUGUGGAGCUGCGAGGCUGUAGAGUAAGACUGGUUGUUACAUAAUUGCUGCAUUUUCUUCAUAAUAUGUCGUCUUCCUUUGAGCGGACUUUUGGAAAAAAUGAAUUUAUAAUACAUUCUCUUUCCCCAUUUUUGUUUCCUCGUGGGUUUUCUGAUCAUAGAGAGAUUUUUCCUCUUAUUUGAGAUUCGUAAAAAGUCUUUUCUUCAGUUAUUAUAUUAGUUAAUAUUGUGGAGAGAGAGUUAACUUGUUUGCAGUAUUUGGUUAAUGUGUCAUUACACAUCAGUUGUUUCUUUUGACUAAAAUGAAUAGUUUCAAUUUUGGGAAAUACAUUUUUUUCUCUGUCUUACAGUCUGAAAACACUUUUGAAAAGGGGUAAAUCUAUUUUUUGUGUCACUUUAGAGCAUUUUUAGGGCUCGUUGAUGCCCCCUGUGGUUGCUGGGAAAAAAAACCUACACCUGUGGUUCUCAUCAGCAAUAUUUGCAGUUGGUAUUAUCUGACCUCAGUGGGCAGUAAUGAGAUCAUUAUGGGUAGAAAACAUACUUGGUUAAGCUCAAUUUAUGCUACUGAAAAGGUCUCCAUUUGUAUUUUUUUGGUUUUACAGGGUAGAUUUUAAUUAGGGAUGCACAAUAUUGGAUUUUUUUGCAGAUAUGCAACAUGCCAAUAUAUAACAACUAAUCUGGCUGAUUACAGAUAUUGAUAUAUCCGCUUUUUGUCUCAACCCUAAUUUUCAUGAUCAAGUCUCUUUUGUGGUGGAAUUAUUAUAUUAUAAAUACUCUCAUCCUGAUGGCCCACCAAAUGGAGACAUUAGAUGCAAUGCCUUUAAUGUAAUAUUCAUUCACUGUGCAAAAUAAGAAAAAUGCUCCAACUUAAGGCUGAUGUUUUGUAAAUAUUCACUUUGGUAAUAAAAAUAAAAUAUCGGGUUGGCAUAUUGGCAGAAACAGCGUGUCUGAUAUUAAAUUUUAAAGCCAUUAUCUGCCGAUACAGAUGAUGUUCCGAUAUAAUUGUGCAUCCCUAAUUUCAAUAUUGGAGACUAACCGUUUUGGCAAAUAUGCGCCUCACCACCCUACCCCAGAUUAAGGAACUCAGAUUUAGACUGUCCUGAAUGUUUGUUUGUUUUUUUAGGUUUCGGUAGGUUACGUGUAGGCAUAAGAGGUGACAUUAGUUGGGUUCAGGGUGAGAGUCGUAGGGUAACACCUCUUCCCGACUGAACCGUUUAAAAAGGAGCGAGCAAGCAAACAUUGGAUUGUUUUAAUUUGUUUUUCUCAUUGAAGAUAUCCUCACCUGUUAAGCGUAUGGGACGCAUUUCAUGUUUGGCCCAGGUUCUAUUUUUGCGAAGCUUUGUCCACCUCUAUUUUUAAAGCAACAACAAGCCAUGGCUCAGGCUCGACCAGGACUUGAAAGGAUCCCUCAAAGUUGUUGUUGCUCGUAAUUUAUGCAGUUUUUUCAGCCUUCAUCCACUAGAGUUCACUGUCUUGCUGUGUGAGGAAUCAGAGGCAGAGUAUGGGAGAGGUGGGCACUUCCAAAAUCCGUCUUGAACUAGACUAGGAAACCGCUUCGUCUCCCAGCCUUAUGUUAAAACAUACACCUACCAGCACUACUAAAGUUCAGUAAUUAUCAGGUUUUUCUCAUGUGUUUACUCAGUCUAAAACAGUGUAAAAAUGAAAGUCUUUUGACCGUUUACAAGAGGUUUUAUUUCUUGCUUGCAAUCAGUAACCCCUCAGAGUAUCCUCUUUUUUGCCUCAAAGUUCUCUACAUAACAUUGUGUAAAUUCAAAAAGAAUAUGACAAAAUCUCACAGUUUGGGGUUUUGUAAAUGCAGAAAGUUUAAAAAUGAAGGACAAUGACGAGCUUUAAAAUUCCCACAGAUAACGUACUGGAUGUGUGUGGCGCUUGAUGCUUGAGCUCCACCUUCCUGCAUGCCCUCUGCCUGGCAACUGAUGAGAGCCAAGAAAUAGUUCAGCACAUAAUUCCCAUUAAACAUAAAAAAAUAUUUUUCACAGUUUUGGUUUUGUACGUAUUAAAAGAUUUUUUUUUUUAAAAAGUCAGUGAACUUAAGACGUGCUGGUAGGCAUUUUGUGCCCUUUGGACAAAGCGAGGGGAGCUGUUUGCUGUUUCCAGUCUUUAGACUAAAAUAAGUUCUUCGGGCUGUCAGUCUUCUCAUCUAACUCUCGGUAAGAAAAAGGAAAAACGUAUUUCCUAAAAACUAUUCAUUUAAUUCUUUUCAGGGUGGUUAUGAAGACUUUUAUUGACUGACGUCUUUGGGGCUGCAGGACAGAUGAUGAAUCAGUUUUUUUUCCGGCUCAUUUCUAAUGUUAGAGGCACUCAAAGUGGGUCGAUUUUGUCUGCUUCGUUUUGACCACUUUUUUGUUUUACAUUCCAAACUGUAGGAAUAUUAGUUUAUCACCAAAGAAAAAAAUUCGUCCAGUUUUAAAGUUGCUGCCUUUUUUUUUUCCCUCGGCCUGUAAGAAUUCCAAAGGGGAUAAAUCCAACGGUUCACCUUUUCUUCUACUUCACCUUCUUUUUUUCUGUUUCCUUACUGUAUAUACAUAUAUGUAGCUAUAUGAUUUUUGUGCUCACAUGGGGCAUUUUGUAUGUGAUAUUCAUAUUAGGCAUAAUGGAGGUGAAAACGUCUAGUUCAUUCAUUCUUCCAGUAGACCUUGUGUCCUUCUUCUCAAGACAACUUUCUGAGACAACUGUAAACUCAAGUGCCUUUUCUCGUCUCCCACCAAUUCAUUGACAUCCCCUCCACCAGAGUAUGGACCAAAGACAUCAACCGUCCCUGACACCCCUCUCCUCUCAUUCUCCCCUCUCACUGAAUUGCACACUUUUCAUUUACUACGAAUAAACAGUUUGCAAUACUGA